CUGUGGAUUGGCUAUCAAACUUUGCUUAAUGUUGGAGGUGUGGCUCUUAAAAGGCAGAUUCAAGUCAAUUCCCCUCACUUUGGACUCCAGAUCUACAAUUGGUUUGACAGCUGACAUCAUUUCCACAAUUGCAGAAAAUGUUCUCAAUUACAAUAAACCUAAUUCAGCUAUUUCAGCUAAUAGUUCUUAUUUUUUUAGCAUCAAUUCUGAUUAAGAUAUUGAAACUAUUUUGCAAGAGAUGGAAGUUGAUAGCAGCAAUGAAACCUUUUCCUGGACCCCCAGCACACUGGCUAUAUGGACAUGCACUUGAGUUUUCUCAAGAUGGGACAGAUCUAGACAAGACUGUGACAUGGGCAAAGAAAUAUCCAUAUGGGCACCAAGUGUGGUUUGGUCCAUUUACAGCAUACUUAGCUGUAUACCACCCUGACUAUGCUAAGGCAUUGCUUGCAUCCUCAGAACCAAAAGAUGAUGUGGUGUACCGGUUUAUGCUUCCUUGGAUCGGUGAUGGUUUACUAAUAAACAGUGGCCAGAAGUGGCAUCGUCAUCGACGACUCUUGACACCUGGAUUCCAUUAUGAUAUAUUGAAGUCAUACGUGCAGGAGAUUGCAGAGUCCACCAAGAUCAUGCUGGAUGAAAAUGGAAUUGGAUUAUCAGAUGAAGACCUACGAGCAGAGGUGGACACAUUCAUGUUUGAAGGCCAUGACACUACAGCGAGUGGAAUCUCCUGGCUUUUGUACUGUUUGGCUCAACACCCAGAACACCAGCAGAAGUGUAGAGAAGAGAUCCGCGAGCUCCUAGAGGGACAGGAGAAAUUUGAAUGGGAAUUCCUGAGUAAAAUGCCUUACACCACAAUGUGCCUAAAAGAAUCAUUACGGCUUUAUCCCCCUCUACCAGGAGUGUCCAGGAAACUGAGCAAGCCACUCAUAUUCCCUGAUGGAAAGCAAGUACCUGAAGGUCGUAUAUUUCAGAAUCUUUUAUUAUUUGAACAAAUGAUUGUCAACCGCGCCCCAACGUCAAUAAAUCCGACACUCCGCUGUACGUGUUCUCUCUUAAAGCUGGAUUCCUGCUUUGCGAUUUCCAACUAA
Molecule: messenger RNA, 1085 nt
Organism: Rhincodon typus (whale shark)
Lineage: Eukaryota; Metazoa; Chordata; Chondrichthyes; Orectolobiformes; Rhincodontidae
Product: cytochrome P450 4B1-like
Exons: 7
Coding region: 138-1085 (315 amino acids)
Molecular function (GO): heme binding; monooxygenase activity; oxidoreductase activity, acting on paired donors, with incorporation or reduction of molecular oxygen
Source: RefSeq, a predicted model, not a curated record